AUGGCGAGUUCCGAAUCCCUCAGAUCAGCGAACGAGUUUCGCAGCGAUACCUUCACUGUCCCGACAAAGGCUAUGCUUGAAGCUAUGGCGAGUGCAACGUUCGGUGAUGAUGUGUACCAAGAAGAUUCCACGACUACCGAGUUUCAGAGCGAAAUUGCCAGGCUGACUGGCAUGGAAGACGCUUUGUUCGUGCUUUCGGGGACAAUGGGCAAUCAAAUCGGGGUUCGGGUGCAUCUCCAAGGCCCUCCGCAUUCCAUUCUUUGCGACUACCGAGCUCAUGUGUAUGCAGAGGAGGGUUCAGGAUUGGCAGUCUUGUCACAAGCGAUGGUUACGCCAGUUCAUCCACAAAAUGGCCUGUACUUGACUUUGGAAGACGUCAAGAAUUGGGUGGUUCUUGGCGACGACAUCCACACGGCGCCUACCAAGGUCAUCAGCUUGGAAGUUACCAUCGGCGGUGUUCUUACGCCUUUGGAUGAAAUAAAAAGAAUCUCCGAAUUUGCCCACUCAAACAACAUCAUGGUCCAUUGCGACGGCGCGCGUCUUUGGAACGCGUCGGCCGCAACCGGUCUUCGUCUGGACGAAUAUUGUCAAUACUUUGACAGCGUCUCGAUGUGCGUCUCCAAGGGCCUCGGUGCUCCAAUCGGUGGAGUUCUUGCAAGCACCAAACAAAACAUCAAAAAGGCGCGAUGGCUGCGGAAGCAGCAAGGAGGAGGAAUUCGCCAGGCAGGCGUUUUGACGGCGGCAGCAUUGGUCGCGUUGAGAGAUGUAUGGCCGACGAUGGCUCAGACCCAUGCAAAGACGAAGCAAUUGGAGCAGGAUCUCAAGAAACUCGGAGUCGUGCCUCAAAUCCCAGUUGACACAAACUUCUUUUUUAUAGACGCAAAGCGGUCGAAAAUCGAUAUGGGCGUUCUACUGGAACAAUGCGAAAAAUUUAAUGUUAGACUGAUGGACGAGCGCAUUGCCAUGCAUCAUCAGAUCAGCGACGAGUCAAUCGAAAACCUGAAGCAGGCAAUAGCGCAGGCGGUACAGAUCACUAGCAGCUUGCCUUCAGACUAUACUUCAACAUACAAAACUAAUGGAUAUGGCAGCACGUCGAGGAUGAACGAGUUUAAUUAG
This is a messenger RNA of Pochonia chlamydosporia 170, 1116 nucleotides long. Its product is annotated as threonine aldolase. The record is from RefSeq and is a predicted model, not a curated record. Lineage: Eukaryota; Fungi; Ascomycota; Sordariomycetes; Hypocreales; Clavicipitaceae. The transcript has a single exon. Gene Ontology annotation, cellular component: cytosol. Gene Ontology annotation, biological process: L-threonine catabolic process; glycine biosynthetic process. The coding region runs from base 1 to 1116 and encodes 371 amino acids. Gene Ontology annotation, molecular function: L-allo-threonine aldolase activity.